AGUCGGAGGCCGGUCCCGGAGUUGGGGGAGGGGAGAAGGAGAGCGCCAUCCGGAAGCCGCGGGUGAAGCGGCCAUUGUGCGGAGGGAGCGGAGUCUGAGCCCGAGUCGGCGGGGGGAGAGCUGCGGCACCGUUUCUAACGGUGAUCGAGGGACGGCGCGGGCGCACAAUUGAUAAACCACCUUCGUUUUUUUUUAAAAAACAAGUUUCACCCACUUUCCUUUUGAAAAAAGAUAGUAAAGGUUCACACAGACACAAAUGUCAGACUUUGACGAAUUCGAGAAACAGUUGCACGAGAACCGACAAGAACGGGAAAAGGAACGACACAAAAAGAAAAGUCGAAGCAUUUCCAGAAGUAGAAGCAGGGAUAAAAAGCGGAGAAGUCGAAGCAGGGACAAACGCAGCAGAAGUCGAGGUGGGCGAAGCAGAAGCAGAGAUAAACGAAGCACAUCACGAGAGCGGAAGCGUCACAGUCGGUCUCCCCGUCGGUCUCGGAGAAAGAAGCCCUACAGGUACUGGGAUGUGCCUCCUCCAGGUUUUGAGCACAUUACCCCAAUGCAGUACAAGGCAAUGCAAGCUGCAGGUCAGAUCCCUGCCACAGCACUGUUGGCGACCUCCUCAGUAGGUGGUGUGACUAUCACACCAACGCAAGUUCCAAUCAUUGGUAGCCAAAUGACCAGGCAAGCCAGGCGACUGUAUGUUGGGAACAUACCUUUUGGUGUCACAGAGGAAGCCAUGGCAGACUUCUUUAAUGCUCAGAUGCGUCUUGCUGGGUUGUCACAGGCUCCAGGGAACCCUGUAUUGGCUGUGCAAAUCAACCAAGAUAAAAACUUUGCUUUUCUGGAGUUCCGUUCAGUUGAUGAAACUACACAAGCCAUGGCAUUCGAUGGCAUCAUCUUCCAGGGUCAGUCUUUGAAGAUCCGACGUCCUCACGAUUACCAACCUCUGCCAGGCAUGUCUGAGCAACCUUCUUUCCAUGUUCCAGGUCCGUCAAAAAAUGCAACAUCUGUGUGCUGGACUUCCUUUGCAGGUUUAAGUAUACUGCAUGCAUCAGAUGUAAUGUCAGGUCACCAAAACGUUAUUCACAUCAGCUAUUUGUUGGCUAAAAUAGAAACAAAAAUCAAAAUAUUCGAACAAAUGUUUAACAAAAACAAAAUUGGAAAAAAUAUGCAGAUACUAUUGCAAACAAAAUGCAAGGAAAGUCAGUGUCAGAACUCGCACAACAGAAUUAUAAUUCUGUGGAUGAGAAACUCCGUGACUAUCUGACUCGGAAUGUAUGAACACUCUGAGUUGAAAUCUGGUCUAAGGAAAAUUAUGUUGACAUCAGAAUGACACUAAAAAAAGAGUCAGAAAUUGUUGUACAACACUAUUGUUACCUGAGGUAACCUUUUCAUAUUCUGUGGAGGAUGGGGGGUGAUAUUGGAGGGUUAGUUCCAAUAAUGUAGAGUUAAGUCAAGAUUAUUUGAACCGUGUGUUUGGAGGCAUCCCUCCCAGGAGACUGCUGACUUUGCUAGAUUCCCACAGUGGAAAAUGGAACGCAGCUGUCAUCAAGCUGUGUGGCUGCAGAACUAGCAGUACAACGAUCUCACAAGGUGCAGAGGACUUGCUCUGACUUGGAUAAGUGGCUAAGCAUCUUCAGACAAGUCACUUAAGAGAAAAUGUGGCAAUAGUUUGGCUAAACCCCUGUUACUUCUGUUAUGUUAGAUGCUGUAAAAUUAAACAAUGUAAUUUGAAUGGAGAUUAAGUAUUGAUAGUAAAUGGG
Rhincodon typus (whale shark) is the source of this 1760-nucleotide messenger RNA. RefSeq names its product splicing factor U2AF 65 kDa subunit. The coding region runs from base 257 to 1264 and encodes 335 amino acids. The record is from RefSeq and is a predicted model, not a curated record. Lineage: Eukaryota; Metazoa; Chordata; Chondrichthyes; Orectolobiformes; Rhincodontidae. Gene Ontology annotation, molecular function: pre-mRNA 3'-splice site binding; poly-pyrimidine tract binding. Gene Ontology annotation, cellular component: commitment complex; U2-type prespliceosome; nuclear speck. The transcript has 6 exons.